AUGAAACGACUGGAGCUGGAUGAGAGACGGGCCUCGGGAAGGAGAAGGGGACCUGACCAGAUGGACAUGGACCGUGUUUUAAGUUGGCAGAUGUUCCUGUUGCGAAGUGCCACCCGAGCCAAACGAUCGAUGCUCUCCAGUGUCGCAGACGGCGUCGAAUGGCGUCCGUGGCGCUUGCGGCUCUUCGCAAACCUCGCGUGUAUACGUUUUUGGAAACAAAGUAGUUGCAAAUAUGGAGUACGUGCUAGGAUGCUUCUGACGGCCCGACGGUGUACCUGCUGUGUGUUGUCGAUGGAACAACGGGCUGGAGGAAGCUAG
Messenger RNA from Purpureocillium lilacinum, 318 nucleotides. The record is from RefSeq and is a predicted model, not a curated record. Lineage: Eukaryota; Fungi; Ascomycota; Sordariomycetes; Hypocreales; Ophiocordycipitaceae.